GCAACCAUAAACAGUCAGAGCAGUGCGCGUUCAAACGGUGUCUGUUCUUACGUUUUAGAAGGCACAUUCUGAUUGGUUACCAAUACAUCAAUCAUCUGCUGUAUAUUGUAACAACCCAUAACACAAAGUGUUACCAUGGCUGACAAGAAGAAAGCCAGCAAUAUGGCACGUCGAAAGCAGGAAAUCCAACUACAGCAGGAGAUUGAAACACAGGAGGAGUGGGAGGAUAUCAUGUCUAAAGAGGGAUUAUAUGUUAUAGACGUAUACCAGGAAUGGUGUGGACCGUGCGUAGGAAUGAACAGUGUCUUCAAAAAAAUUAAAAACGAUUUGGGUGAUCCACUUCUCAAAUAUGCCGUCGCCAAAGCUGACACAAUAGAUGCCUUGGAGAAGUACCGUGGACGCUGUGAGCCGUGCUUCCUGUUUUAUGCGGGAGGAGUGUUAGUGGCAGUGAUCAGGGGAGCUAACUCUCCCAUGGUAAUGAGAACAGUCACAGAACAGUUACAACAGGAACACAAGGUCAUCGAUGGAACAGCCGAAAGGAAAGAGAUCAAGGAUCCAUACAUCUCUAUGGUGGAUACGAUGGACGACAUGGAUGAGGAUGAAGAAGAGACUGAGGAAGGUCGACCAGCCAGUAAAAAAGACGGAAAACAAAUGAGAUUUAAGGGUGAACUCGUCAAUUUUGGGGAUGAAAAUGACCGCUCGCAAGAGGCAAAGAAAGAGGUCACAGUGGCGAUCAUCAAACCAGAUGCAGUACAGGCCGGUAAAGUGGACGAGAUCCUAGCGGAGAUCAAGACUCAAGGUAUUGAGAUUCUCAAACAAGAAGAACGAGUGAUGACAGAGGAGGAGGCGACGAACAUGUACACUCAUCUCCAGGAGGAGGAAUUCUUCAAGGAUCUGAUCACAUUCAUGACAAGCGGCCCAUCUCAUAUACUGGUACUCACAAAGGGACGAACGGGUGAAAACAUUAUCAACAACUUUAGAGACCUAUUAGGGCCUACAUCUGUAGAGGAGGCGAAAGAAAAACAACCUGAGAGUUUGAGGGCAAAACAUGGCCAAGAGACGUACAUGAACGCCCUACACGGUAGUAGCUCAGAGGACCAAGCCAUGAGAGAACUGGGCUUCUUCUUCCCGGAUUAUGUCAUACCUGCAGCGGAAGGAAAACCCAAAUUACAGAGAACUUUGGCCCUUAUAAGGCCAGAUGCCUUCAAACUACACAAAGAAGAGGUAAUACAAAUGAUCAACGAGGCUGGGUUCAAGAUCGCUCUACAGAAGGAAAUGUUGCUGACAAAAGAGAUGGCCGAGGACUUCUAUAAAGAACACAAAGGCCAGGAAUACUUUGAUGAACUCGUGACGCGCAUGUCUAGUGGUCCUCUGAUGGCGCUCGGCUUGGCGCGUGAGGAUGCAGUCGAGGGCUGGAGAGGUAUGUUAGGGCCAAAGGAGCUUGACAAAGCCAAGGAAGAGGCACCAGAUAGUUUAAGAGCCAAAUUUGCAGUAGAUGAUGUUAUGAUUAACCAAUUCCACGGAUCAGACUCCGAAGAUUCAGCACAAAAAGAAUUAGAAUUUUUCUUCCCAGUGCAACAAACAAUGGCAGUAAUCAAACCAGAUGCUUUAGGAACAAAAGAUGAAAUUAUUGAAAAAGUUCAUGAAGCUGGAUUCAAAAUUGCUGCAAGGAAAGAAACAACGUUAUCAAUGGAAAUUGCUAAAGAGUUUUAUUCCGAUCAUAAAGACAAAGAUUAUUACAAUGACCUUGUGGAACAUAUGGCAAGUGGUCCAACAAUGUUUAUGGUGCUUUCAAGAGAGGAUGCUGUUGAUGGAUGGAGGUCUCUGAUUGGUCCUACAGAUCCAGAGAAGGCCAAGGAAGAUAGUCCAGAAUCGUUGCGGGCGUUGUAUGGUGGAGACAUCCUCAAGAAUGCCGUCCAUGGAAGUUCAAACACAGAACGGGCAAAGGACCACAUCCAGAAGAUAUUCGGUGAUUUGAAGUUUACAUGUGAUGGGUGGCUCGUCAAAGACGAGCAAGAAAUGCAGGAACAAGAUGAAAAGACAGAAGAAGCUGCCGGAGAAGAAACACAACAAACGACAGAGGGCGAAGAACAAAAAGAAGGAGAGGAAAAGAAAGAAGAGGGUGGAGAACAGACAACAGAACAGCAGGAAGAAAAACAAGAGGGAGAGGAAAAGAAAGAGGAAGGUACAGAAGGUGGAGAUCAGACGACAGAACAGCAGGAAGAGAAACAAGGUGAAUCAACUAAGGGAGAUAAGCCUAGCAAGGAACAAACCGGGGACUUAGAGGAACCCCCAAAACAGGAACAGGCAGAAGAACAGGAACAAGACACUGCUGUCACCAAGAAAAGUACAGAAGUAGAAGAUGUUGCGCCAGAGGAUCGCCAGCGAUUCAGAGAGGCUGAGGCUGCCAAAACAGAGGAGGAAAAACCACAGGAGGAGGAGCAGAAGUCAACCGAGGAAGCGAAACCAUCAGAGGAGGAAACGCCUAAAGAGGAGGAGAAAGCCCCUGAGGAGCCACCCAAAACUGAAGAAGAACCUAAACAAGAGGAGGCUAAAACAGAAGAAGAGUCUCCAAAGGAAGAAGAAAAAUCAGAGGAGGCUCCUAAAGAGGAAGAAAAGAAAGAGGAAGAAAAGAAGGAGGAAGAAGUAAAACAGGAGGAGGAAGCUCCUAAACCAGCUGAAGAAGAAGCUAAGCCUGAAGGUGAAGGGGAGGCAAAAACUGAGGAACCAGAACAACAGAAGACGGAAGAACAAACAAAGACAGAAGAACCAACACCAGAGGAAACAAAGACAGAAGGUGAAGACGAGAAGAAAGAAGAAGAGACCAAAACGGAGGGAGAAGGUGCAGCAUAAAGGAGAAAUUUUGUGAUCUAAAACAAGGAAUGGACCAAAAGUAUUCAUUACAAUCAAAACGCCCUGCCAUGGAUAUCAUCUGGAAAACUUAAGUCAUUUAUCAGAUCAUUUUGUGGUGGUCACUGUGUGUUAUAACCCCAUCCAUUGGAUUCAAACUUUACAUUCCAAUAGCAUCAUGGGUACAGGAAGUGACAUCAUGGGAAUGGGAAGUGACAUCAUGAUCAUGUGACAUAACAUGGGUGUAAAUCGUGGUCAGGAUUUGAUUGGAACAGAUCUGUGAUGCAAUGCACUUGAGUGUGUGCCUUCAAAUAUCAUGUGUCAACUAAUUAAAAUCCUUUUUUUUAAUUUAACAUAGACAUCGGUUUCCGUCCAAAUUUUACCUGUGAAUUCUAUAUACACUUAUACCCAUGUGCAUUGCCAGUUUACAUUCCACCUGUGCGUAAACUGUUAUAUAUACUUGUUAAAAUGUAAUAUUGGUGAUCUUUUUUAUUUAUUGAAAUAAAAUUUUCAACAUGUGU
Pecten maximus is the source of this 3371-nucleotide messenger RNA. Its product is annotated as thioredoxin domain-containing protein 3 homolog. Gene Ontology annotation, biological process: GTP biosynthetic process; CTP biosynthetic process; UTP biosynthetic process. The record is from RefSeq and is a predicted model, not a curated record. Bases 136 to 2853 code for a protein of 905 amino acids. Lineage: Eukaryota; Metazoa; Mollusca; Bivalvia; Pectinida; Pectinidae. Gene Ontology annotation, molecular function: nucleoside diphosphate kinase activity. The transcript has 34 exons.